This is a messenger RNA of Alternaria atra, 1551 nucleotides long. RefSeq lists its product as uncharacterized. Gene Ontology annotation, cellular component: endoplasmic reticulum. NCBI's taxonomy places the organism in Eukaryota, Fungi, Ascomycota, Dothideomycetes, Pleosporales, Pleosporaceae. The record is from RefSeq and is a predicted model, not a curated record. Gene Ontology annotation, molecular function: oxidoreductase activity. Bases 1 to 1551 code for a protein of 516 amino acids. The transcript has 3 exons.
AUGCCGCCCCCACUGAUCCACUGGUUCUACGCCUCGGGCCUGCCAAAGUACCUCCGCCAGAGCCCUGAAGGUAAAGCAAGCUGGGCCCUCGUCACUGGUGCCAGCGACGGUAUUGGGCGCGCGAUGUCUUCCGAACUCGCCGCGCGCGGCUUCAACGUCCUUAUCCAUGGCCGCAACGAGGCCAAGCUCUCCAACGUGCGCGACGAACUCGCUGCCGCUUACCCUCAGCGUGACUUCUGCACCGUUACUGUAGAUGCCAGCAAUUUCACCAGCGCCGAUAUCGACCGCAUCGUUGCACUGGUGGGCAAGCUGCCCGGCCUACUGACAGUCCUCGUCAACAAUGUUGGCGGCACCGCCCCACUGUCCAGCAACUUCAAAUACUUCGAGUCGACUACACCUGAAGAAAUGCAGGCCUUGUUCUCGCUCAACGUCCAAUUUCCACUCCAACUCACCCGCGCUAUUCUCCCGCAGCUCGCUGCCCAAGGCAAGCCUACGCUCGUGCUGACCUGCGGAUCAAGUGCACAAGUCGGCCAGCCCUACGUUGCGGCCUACUCGGGCUGCAAGGGCGCUUUGCACGCCUGGAACCGCGCCCUCUUCGCCGAGCAAGCGGAGGCAAAGUCCUCUGUUGAGAUCUUGGAGGUCGUUGUGGGCCCGACCUACACUCAACAACUUCAGAGAGAUCCAAAUCUCAAAGCGGUGCUCCUGAUGCCGACAGCAGACGUCAUGGCAAAGUCGAUUCUAGCGAGGCAUUGUGGUUUUGCAUCUGCUGCCGCGACACCACACAUUGAUCUGCCUCCCCCACAACUAGCGCCGGCAUCUUCGGUCUCAGGCCACGAACUGCUGUUCCCCCAGACGACGGCAGCCCAAACACGCCGAAAACCCACCACUACCACUUCGCUGCCAACGCGCAUUCUCGCGGCCAGUGUCGCACAAUUGCUAGACUUCGCCAUGCCGGCCGUACGCGACCACUACAAUGCCAUUGCGAACAUGGCGCCCCGCGAUUCGGGCCUCAACCCCCGACAGCCUGCUUUCCAUGUGCCAGCCAUUGUCUUGGAUGCGCCCAAGUCAGCACCCAUUGCCAAGCGACAAAACAUUAUAUAUACCCAGCAGGGAAUAAUACCCACCUACUACAACAUCUCGGGCCCUGAGCCUGGUACCGUGGUCGGCAUCGUGCUAGGCAGUGUCGCCGGCUUUCUCCUGAUCUGCUGGCUCAUACAGUCUUUGACCAACACCAACAAUAAGACGGGCACGACCACGGCCAUGGCUGGAGAAGAGGAGAUUGUAGUGCGCAGGCCACGACGUAGUUCACAUGGCGCACGCUCCUCGCGACGCCGUUCUGGUGAAAUCCGCGAGAUUAGUAGGAGCCCGAGGCGGAACAGCGGACGAUCGCAAAUCAUUGUUGAAGAGAGGAGGCAGGCGGCACCAAGGGCGAGGAGCAUCGUCGUAGAGAGACAACAACGCGUACCGGGCGACGAUGUCGUCGAGGUCAUUGAAGAACAUGAGGACUACCGCGAAAGGAGAGGCACACGGGGAGGCCGGGGAUACCGGUAA